AUGGUGGACGCCAUUUGUUUGCUGGCCACCGGGUUCGACUGGCCUCCCUUCGGGUUGGGUUCCCCGAACGCCAUGGACAAUUUUUCCGAGGCCCUUUUUUGCAGGCAUAUUCUUCCAAAAGGGUUUCGAAGAUCCAACGGUGGCUUAAGGUUGGGAAAGAGAAGAAAUUUGCGAAAGCGUGCGGGGUUUUGCAUCGGAUACUGGAAAGCAUUUUAUUUGUUUGUGUGGCUGAUCGUCCGAAAAGACCAGCUAAGCCAAAGUCUUGGGCAUUCCAUGAUUAAGAAAGUUGCAAAUGUUUUUCCUGGUAAACCAAGAAAGCUCGCUCGGUCACAAGUGACCUCCUUCCUUCCAUCGAAGGAGGGAACCGCUACUAUUUGA
Messenger RNA from Striga asiatica, 378 nucleotides. Lineage: Eukaryota; Viridiplantae; Streptophyta; Magnoliopsida; Lamiales; Orobanchaceae. The record is from the annotation of a GenBank genome assembly.